AAUAUGUUUUACCGACGGAUGAUAUAUUCCAGUCUAAUAAGAUACUGGAUUUUGACAUGUCUGAAAGCAGGUCAUUUGAAAUUAUUAUUUGAACAGUGUUUUCAAAUUGACAUUUUGAACAUUUCGGAAGCAGAAUUGGAAAUUCCACGGGUCAGAAAUCAAGAGUCCUGCCUUGUGUUUCUUCCACCCAUGAACGCUGCCAGCGGAUUUUACUAAUUCCUUAUUCCUCCUGGCUGGAGAAUUGUGCUAAUGAGCAAAGCCAGGCGAUUGGAACAAAAUACUGGGGAGGACUUUUAGUUUCUGGACCUGGAUUUCCCACCUCGGUUAGGAAGCAGUCAAUUGACCCUCGCUGUUAGGCGUUUUUGAGAUAAUGUUGAGUCGUAAGGUGUUUUAUUUUAUGUGCCCGCUACUGUACAUUAUUAAGGCCAUAUCACUCAGCUAAUACCAGAAGCACUUUAGCUGGUAGCUAGAAUUAGGCCGCAGGGAAUGACUAAUUUUGAUGCUCUGUGUUCUGAACUGUCUAGUUAGGAUGCACAAUGAGGUGUCGCAACACAAGUGACUGUCAUUUCAAAUCCUCUGAUUUUUAAACAAUGCAUUAUUUAUUCAUGUAUUUAUUUACCCACCGCUGCUUUGGCGAAAAGCUUGGCAAAACAGCUAUUCCUAUAUAGCGUAUCACAAGUGUAUAUAUCACUAUUUUCCAGUGAAGAAACAAUUUAAUCUUUUUUUUUUUUUCAAACUGUUCCAGUGGAAUUAAUCUCAUAAAUGUGGUGAUUUAGUUGAAAUGUGAAGUUUCCAAAAAGCAGGGACAUUAAAAAAUGCUGAGCUUAAGUUCUGCACAAUGUGUUUUCCAGGAAGAAAAAUGAAUGUUCAUCUUACCCUAAAUAUAAUAUCAGUGAUUUAUACGGUUUGACAAUUACAUGGCUGUGCUUCCCACGUAUUAUCAUUUCUAUGUUGCGCCUGAUUUCCUUUAAACUUAGAUUCAGGAUUGGGAAUAUGUGACGUAACCACAGUAACCAGCCAUCCAAAUAACGUCAUUUGAAGUGUUGGAAAACAUUAUAUACAGAACUGAGGAAUGACCGUGACGGCUCAGACAGUAACCGAAAUGAACACUGACGCAUUUGAAAUAGCAAUGUGCUUUUUUUGAAAAUAGAAAAAGUAUAUACUUUUUUUUUCGUUUUAAAAUAUAUGUUUAGAUUGAAGAGGCAAAACUGUGUAGAUUUUUGUAUUUACCUUGCAUGUCCCAAAAGUCUACAUACGUUUAUAUAUUUAUUUAGAAUGUUAAACACACUCUUGCUAUUUAUUGAUGUGUUUUGUCCAAGUCUGAUAAUUUAUUUGGGAUUUUGCGAUGAAAUGGGUCGCUCAAUCACAGUGUGCUGUUUGAUGGGAAUACGGUGUUGUCUGGAAAACGAAAUUCACACAUUAAGCUUUUCGGAGACCUAUUUUGCCAUUGAGGUAGCGUUUGUUCUUAUUCUUCUUCAGUUAAAAACACCAUCAAUGUGUAAAAUACAGUUUUGACGGCACGCGCUGAAAUAUAGAUUAUAUCGUGCAGUGUUAAAAAAAUGUCUGCGAGUGUCGCUGUUGGCCAGCGAGGGGGCGAUAGAUGCGCCUCUCCUCCCACUAGUGUAAUAUUCAGAGAGGGGAGCCUUUCUCCUGCGCCGAGAAAAACACACAUCAGACCGAGUGCUGAUUCCAUUGCUUGUUCUUGUUUCUUGUAUAAUGUAAUUUUGUCCUACGUACUUGCCGGAGUUGUUGGAUUAUAUCGGAAAUCCAUUGGUGCCUAAUGUUGAAAAUGGGAUCCUUUGUGUGCGCCUCGAUGUUCUGCUUCGUUUUCUUUAUCCUCGCGCUGCCGCCCAGCCUGGGAGAUGUGAGCUAUUCUAUUCCAGAGGAGAUGAAGCGCGGAUCUGUCAUUGGGAAUAUAGCGAAGGACCUCGGACUCGAUGCUAAAAGACUCUCAGCUCGCAAUGCCCGUAUAGACACUGAAGAUGGUGAAAGCCAUUCUGUCGAUAUUAAUGGGAACACUGGUGAUUUGAUUGUCAGUGAGAGCAUUGACAGGGAAGAGCUUUGUGGACGGAGGGCUUCCUGUUCUUUAAAAUACGAGCUCGUGCUUGAGAAUCCUUUGGAAUUACAUCGCAUUGUGCUCCAAAUUCAGGAUAUAAACGACAAUUCGCCUCAGUUUCCGAAUGAGGUCAUUAAACUGGAAAUAGGAGAAUCCGCAGAUAAAGGCGCGCGCUUCCCCUUGGACCAGGCCCACGAUGCGGAUAUCGGACAUAACGCGGUUCAGAGCUACACGCUACAAAAGAAUGAACAUUUUGCUUUGGCUGUUCAUACGAACACAGACGGAGGAAAAUACGGUGAGUUAGUACUAGAAAAUGAGCUGGAUCGCGAGGAGCAGAAGGAGGUGACAUUAUUACUUACUGCCGCUGACGGAGGGAGUCCACAGAGAUCUGCUACUGUAGUUAUACACGUCACUGUGUUGGAUGCUAACGAUAAUAUCCCCGUGUUUAACCAGGCUGUGUAUAAAGUCAGUCUGCCUGAAAACUCUCCUUUAGGUGCUGUAGUGCUAACAGUCAGCGCCACUGAUGCAGACGAGGGCGCUAACGGCCAAGUGACGUAUGAGUUUAGCAGUAUAUCUGUGAAAGCAGCGAAAUUAUUUAGUAUUGAGAGGGAGACCGGAGAAAUUAAACUGAUCGGAUCAAUAGAUUAUGAAGACGGAUCUUUUUAUGAAAUGCGAAUCCAAGCAAAAGACGGAUCCGGUUUGGUUUCUGGCACAAAAGUAAUGAUCGAAAUCACUGAUGUGAAUGACAACGCCCCGGUGAUAUUUCUGAAAUCUCUGAACAGCCCCAUCCCUGAGAGCGCGCUACCUGGCACAGAGGUGGGCAUCAUUAAUGUUCAGGAUAAAGACUCUGGGGCAAAUAGACAGGUCCGCUGCUCCAUUCAGCAGAAUGUUCCUUUCAAGUUAACCCCCUCUAUCAAAAACUACUACUCACUGGUGACUACAGGAGAACUGGACCGGGAACUAGUAACGGAUUAUAACAUCACAAUCACUGCUACUGACGAGGGCUCUCCACCCUUAUCUUCCUCAAAGACUGUGCAGUUGUCUGUGUCAGACGUCAAUGACAACCCGCCUGUGUUUGAUGAGCAGUCUUACAGCGCCUCUGUGGCUGAAAAUAACAAACCUGACUCCUCUGUUCUCUCUGUGAGCGCGAGAGACCCGGACUGGAGACAGAACGGCACAGUUUUCUAUUCUCUGCUGUCCGGUGAGAUCAGCGGUGUUCCGGUGUCCUCGUUUUUAUCCGUUAACGGAGACACGGGGGUGAUCCAUGCUGUCAGAUCAUUUGAUUAUGAGCAGUUGAGAAGCUUCAAAGUCCUCGUUGUCGCCAGAGACAACGGUUCUCCUCCUCUCAGCAGUAACGUGACUGUGAGCGUGCUGAUAACUGAUGAGAAUGAUAACUCUCCGCAGAUACUAUACCCUGCUCCAACAGGGAACUCCUUCAUGACAGAGAUGGUCCCCAAAGCUGCUCACGCGGGCUCUCUGGUUUCCAAGGUGAUAGCUGUGGAUGCGGACUCUGGACAGAACGCGUGGCUGUCCUAUCAGAUCGUGAAAUCCACUGAUCCGGGACUUUUCACUAUUGGGGUGCACAGCGGAGAGAUCCGGGUCCAGCGGGACAUUUCUGAAUCCGAUGCCAUGAAGCAGAACCUUGUUAUCUCAGUGAAAGAUAACGGACAGCCCUCUCUAUCUGCUACCUGCGCAGUGUAUUUACUGAUUUCAGAUAACCUGGCUGAAGUCCCUCAGCUGAAAGACAUGUCUUAUGAGGAGAACAAUUCCAAACUGACUUCGUAUUUGAUCAUCGCGCUGGUGUCCGUCUCCACCUUCUUCCUGACGUUCAUUAUUCUGAUGGUGGCCGUGAGGUUUUGCCGCAGAAGAAAGCCCAGACUGUUGUUUGACGGCACAGUCGCCAUCCCCAGCGCAUAUUUCCCUCCCAACUAUGCAGAGGUGGAGGGAGCAGGAACUCUGCGCAGUUCUUACAAUUAUGACGCGUACCUGACCACGGGCUCGCGCACCAGCGACUUCAAGUUCGUCAGAUCUUACAAUGACGUCACAAUGGCCGCUGAUCAGACCCUGAAGAGGAGCCCGAAUGAAACCAGUGAGCAGGAAUGUGGAAAUGAGGGCGAAUCAACAGGCUCUGCUCUGGUGAAUAGGAUUCAUUUUUACUCUUUGUGUUCGUCAUGAAUCAGUGUCACAUUUUUAUGUCCAUGUACACAGGAGACAGGGAACGGUUUUGCAGUAUUUUCUGUAGCAAUUGCUCAGAAUUGUAUUAUAUUAACGGCACUGUUGUUGUCCGGUUAGGUUAAUAUUUUUGUUUAUAGCUAGGCACGCUAAUAGUACAGUGUAAUGAAGCUGUUCAACCAUAUUGGGAUGGCAGGUAUAUUUAAAAUCUUACCAUCUGAAGACAAUGUGGUCAUUCAAACUUCACAUUAAAGUGUCAAAUAACACAAAUUUCCUCAUGCAAGACAUUUAAAUAAAUGUAUGAAACCGCCGAUGAAUACAUACAGUAAUGAUAUUCCUCCAGAAAUGAUAUUCCCCAGGAAGAAUAUUUCUCCAGAAAGGAUAUGUUUAUCCUUGGUUGUGCAGUCCAUUUUACCAAAUUCACAAGUUAUUAUAUAUUUGCAACUUAACAUAAAUAAUGAUUGUAUAAUAAAUUCAGUACAUACAUGCACACAUAUAUGGCAUACUUCAUUAUCCCCAUGGGGGCAUUUCCCUGGCAGCAUGUAACAUUCACUUUCACAAACAGACAUUUAUACCCAGAAACAUACAAUCAUUCACACUGCAGAAAGCCGAGGGGGUAAUACAUCAAUACAGAUUAAAAUAUUGAAUUUAAAUAUUGAGGCCUAUUAAAUAAAUAUUGAAUAUUACAAAGCUAUCCAGUCAUAUUUUUGCCCCACUGAUGUACUAUAUGCUUAUCCACACACAGCCAAGUUACUUGAAACAAUUUAGGAAACGUUGGGUAGCAUUGCUUUGGACUACAGCUUGUUUAAUUUGUGUGAGCUAAAAUAGCCAGUAUUGUUUAUUGUGACUUGGCCUAAUUUUGUUAUCAGUACUUUAAAUGGCAGGCCUAGAUUUAGCAGGUUUGAGUUAAUGACUUGCAGACAAUGCUUUCUUUGUGUGAGUAACUUGGCAUUUUUGUACAAAACG
Molecule: messenger RNA, 5194 nt
Organism: Anguilla rostrata (American eel)
Lineage: Eukaryota; Metazoa; Chordata; Actinopteri; Anguilliformes; Anguillidae
Product: protocadherin beta-15-like
Exons: 1
Coding region: 1781-4231 (816 amino acids)
Biological process (GO): homophilic cell-cell adhesion
Cellular component (GO): plasma membrane
Molecular function (GO): calcium ion binding
Source: RefSeq, a predicted model, not a curated record